This is a messenger RNA of Metarhizium robertsii ARSEF 23, 1245 nucleotides long. RefSeq lists its product as uncharacterized. Bases 1 to 1245 code for a protein of 414 amino acids. The record is from RefSeq and is a predicted model, not a curated record. Lineage: Eukaryota; Fungi; Ascomycota; Sordariomycetes; Hypocreales; Clavicipitaceae. The transcript has 2 exons.
AUGGGACACACCGGAGUCGCUACGAAGGAAGAUGUGCUACCUGGCAAUGGAAGCGCCCGGCGUGGCAGUGACCAAGCUUGUGUAACUGUUACACGAGCGGCAACUGGCAGCGGCGCUUCAGCUUGCGACGACGCCCAACACCUAACGGCCAGAAUCGAAGCUCUGUCCGAGUCGCUCCGCAACUCGUUGCCCGUGGGAUUGGUUCCCUAUAAAUUGGCCGAGGCGCUUCGACACGACUCCAACCAUCGUCUCCAACUAGCAAGAGAACAAGGCAUUAAACUAGAGCAUCUUUACAUAGGCGCAGACUGUCUUCCUACCUGGAGCACUCUCUAUUGGGACCCAGAAAACGAGUCCCUCCACCACACAAUACAAAUGCACCUCCUUCACCUUGACCUUGCUCAAAAGUUGGGAGAGCUUCUGCAGCGGCAGAUUCGAGACAAGAGCAAUCAAAGGUUGCGUCAGGCUCGGGCGCUGGGCAUCAAACUUGAAAACAUAUUCAUCGGCGAGUCCCUGCUGCCAGAGUGGACUGCCAAUAAGGGCGGCAGUGACCGUGAAGAGGUCCCCUCUCCUGCAGUCGAUGAUACGCUGAGCGGCUCUACACGCGUUGGCGCUAGGCACGACAGCUUGGGUACUGUCGUUGGUUCUAUUACCGACUUGUCCGGCACGGAUGCUUGGCAGCAUUCUGAUUCUGAAGGCUCCGUCUCGUUUCCGGGCGUGGCACCGUGCAAUGUCCACGACGGUGACGAGGACGACCAACACCCCGACGAAAUAUACAUGAACAACCACGUGGAUACACGGCCAAUUUAUGACGAAUACGGAAAUUCUAAUAUCGUUCACGACGUGGAGAUUGUUGGUGGCCAUGGUGAGCAUGACACUGUCGACCUGGGAGUAUAUAUGGCAGUGGACGAUGAAGAAGUAGAUGACCUGCCAGAGGUAGAAUUGGCGAUGGAUAGGAAGGGCUUUGAACAACACUUUGGAGAUGAAGAUGCUGUUGAUGUUUACAUUCCAGACAUGGAAAUAUUCUGUUUCGACAAGAUUGAGGAAUACGACGACGACGACGACGACAUGCAUGAACAUGAUGACAAUCUGCAAGACACUUUGAGGUUAGAGCCAUCUCGUUAUAUGGAACUAGAUGAUGAUGACGGUCACGGUGAAGACGACGCAAUCUCACAAGGAAAUGCUAUGGACAUUUGCGAAUCUGAUGACAGUUCGUCCGAUUCGGAGAUGCUAAGUGAGGAGGAGUAG